GCUAAUUCGCGCCGAUGUGGAUGGUCGAGGCGCGUGAAGCCUCCGGACUGCCGUACAACGCAGUCACAGAAAGACAGCCGCGCGCGCAGCCCGCGGUCACGGCCUAUCUAGACCUACGUAACUGUCGUGCGGAAAUCGUGUGAUUACAGAAUAAAUACGUGAAAACAAAAUGAAACUACACUUUAAAAUAUUCGAUGUGGUGCCGUCCCGGCUAGUGAUCGGCAUAAUGAUGUUCUUCGCAUGCUUCAUCAACUAUAUGAUGAGGGUCAACAUGAGCGUCAACAUCAUCGCGAUGGUCAACAACGAAUCCAACUCAACAUCAGUGAAAACUGAGUGUGAUGCCAUCGCGACGGACGACAGCAUUGUCUACAACGCGACUACGUUGCUCGUCGUCAAGAAGCAAACGCGACAGCCCGAUGGUGUGGUAAUAUUCGAUUGGACGGCCCAGCAGCAAGCCUAUGUUUUGUCCGGUUACUUCUGGGGCUAUGCCAUCACCUGCUUGGUGGGUGGCACAGCCGCGGAGAUGUGGGGACCGAGACGGGUCAUUUUUAUAACCACGACCCUCAGCGCGAUCCUCACUGUACUGUGCCCGCUCGCCGCAAGAUGGCAUUAUCUGGUCUUGGUGGCAUUUCGAUUUGUCACAGGCUUAUUAGCAGGCUUCCUGUUUCCGGCGCUGCACGCCCUUUUGGCUCACUGGGCGCCUCCCGUAGAGAAGGGCAAGUUCGUGAGCGCCUUACUCGGUGGAGCUAUUGGGACUGUUGUCACGUGGUCACUCACGGGACCUCUUAUCGAGAACUUAGGAUGGGACUACGCGUUUUAUGUGCCAGGUAUAAUAGCCCUAGUUUGGUGUUUCGCUUGGCUGGUGUUGGUGUAUGACUCGCCGGUGCAACAUCCUCGUAUACUGGAGAGUGAGAAGAAAUACAUUUUAGAAGCAAUCGGUGACAAAGUUCAACAGAAUCAUGAAACAAAGAUUGUUCCCCCGUUCAAGAGAAUAUUCACAUCUCUGCCGUUCUUGGCGAUGGUGAUACUCCACUACGGCAACAACUGGGGGCUGUACUUUGUGAUGACGGCCGCGCCCAAGUUCGUGUCUAGCGCACUCGGCUUCAACCUGACUUCCACUGGAACCUUAUCUUCUCUACCUUACUUGGCUAGAAUGAUAUUCUCCGUGAUCUUCGGAGCUAUUGGCGAUAGAAUAAUAAAGCAAAAUAUGGUUUCGACUACGUUCAUGAGGAAGUUCUUCUGUUUGUUCUCCCACGUGGUGCCGGGUUUGCUACUGAUCGCCCUUGGCUACACUGGCUGUGCUCCUGUACUAUCUGUCGCUCUCAUCACGUUCUCCAUGGGUUUGAAUGGAGCAGCAACACUCACCAACCUGGUGAAUCAUCAGGAUCUGGCUCCUAACUUUGCUGGUACCUUGUACGGUAUUGCGAAUGGUAUUGGCAAUACUGCUGGAUUUGUCACACCGCUAGUGACAGCUUACUUCACGAAAAAUGGGAAUGGAUUUACGGAGUGGCGUCCUGUCUUCAUAACCGGUGCCUCAAUAUACAUCGCAUCAGCUAUUUACUUCAUCUUAUUUGGUACAACGGAGACACAAAAGUGGAAUUACGUAGAGCCCGUUCAAAACGAAGAAGAAAACAAGAGGCCCAGUGGAAGCUCCACCGAUACCACUGUAACGAUUCCAGUAAAAACAUAGAUGUAAUUAUAGUUAGAAUAUUGAAAUACUUCGUUUGAAAGACAUGUUCAUUCUACAGAAUUUUAAACAUGACUUAAUGUUGUUUAAGACUUCAUAUUUAAACAGGGUUUAUUUUGCAGCUCAAAACGAGCUUGUACCGACGAAAGCUAAGCUCCCUUUCUCGUGUAAUGAUUUAGUUUUACAUCCUUGUAUUUUGUAAUUGUGUGAUAAAGUAAAUCCUCCACUAUGGCGGCCACUUGUUUUACCGGGUAACGUGACCGACGCGAUAUAUUUGUCUUUAUUUCUAUAAUACAUAAGAGGCACAUAUAUAGUGUAAAAUAAUCUUGUUUCUGUGAACAGAGAAUAAUGUACAACACUUAUUGGAGUGAAACAUGAAUUUUGUUGAAUGUUAUUUCUUUUGUUGGCUUGCCUCUUUCCACUCAAACGGAAAAAAGGGAAUCGUUCUUAGUUUGUUUAGACGAUUAUACAAUUUUUACUUGCUUUUAAAUUACAUGUGUAAUUAAAAUUACCUCUAUCUCAUGAAAAGUAAGUUACUAUAAGUACAGAUAAUAGAGUACUAUUAAUAGUACUGUAUAUAAUAGAUAUUAUUUGAAAUAUUAAGACAGUAUUAUUUUCUUACAUAGAUAGAGAAUAGGUAGGUAACAAUCCCGUAAAUAACUGUAACAGAAUAAGAAAGGAGAUUGCUCAAAUUGGCCCAAAUGCACAAAAAAUAUUGACAUAUACGGUAAUUCUUGGCGCAAUUUAUAAUUUAAUUUACAGUCAUUAGAUUUCAACGGACACCUUUGUAUAAUAUAUUUACUUUAAAAAGGACUUUUUUGGUAAACAUACGAAUCUUUUUUAAUGGCUAUGGGUGUAGUAACAUUCAGCCAAAGACUGAUCGAAGUUGUUUAUAUAAUAUAAAAACAAAUCUAUUUUGUAAAGAUCGAUAAAAUAAACAAUUUUUUAUUACACUGUGGUAUUAAUAUCCACAACUAUAUUAUCAUUUUCACUACAUGCAAAUGUGCUCAGACAAUUAUUAUAGAUGGUAGGCAACAUCAUAAAGUCUAUUGCCAUACAUUUUUCGCCAAAUACCUCCAUAAACACAUUAUAAUCUGUAUAUGUGUUAGACUUUAAGGUAUCUAUCUAUGGGCCUACGUUGCCU
Chilo suppressalis (striped riceborer) is the source of this 2831-nucleotide messenger RNA. The record is from the annotation of a GenBank genome assembly. Lineage: Eukaryota; Metazoa; Arthropoda; Insecta; Lepidoptera; Crambidae.